AUGGCUCUGUUUCAUUCGAGAGGAACUCAGCGACUGGAAGUGAGUAGUGCAGAGCAUGCCUUGAAGGUGUUCGAUGAAUUGAUUCAGAAGUGUGGAAAGUUAUUGAAGAAAUGCAGAAGUGUGGUUUCUCUGCGGAUGCAUCAACUACGGAAUUGGCCUGCCAACACAGCAAGCACUCGUCGUUGUGGAUUUUUCUGGCCAAAGAUUGAUAUUUUGGGGUUGGAAUUGGUAGACCAGGUGUCACGUCAAUAUAUAAAGACCAACCUGGACCAAACGCUCAAUUCGUGUUCAUUCUUGGAGUCUUUUUCUCUGAAGAUUCGGUGGAGAGGUGUAGGUGCUAAUCUUUAUCGGCCGUUGGAAUUCUGCCUGCCUAAAACUCUCAAGAGCAUCAAGUUGCAACCUGUGCUUGAGGGAGACGUAUGCCAUGCGUUUAGGAACUAUUCGCAGGCAGCUAAUGUCAGCCCCCGUAUAUCUGGACCCUCUUUUGGAUUUGCACUCUAGCAAUUGUCACUUGUGUUAGAUGUUAUAACAGAUCAGCUCGUUGCUGCCAUUGCCAUUUGUGACAAUUUGGUGGAGCUAGAUCUUGAAGAUCGGCCAGUUCAGGAACCUUUGCCAAACCAUGACUUAACCAGUGUAGGACUUUUGAGUCUGGCCACUAGAUUUCGUUUGAAGGGAUUGUCUCUUGUAAGAAGUAGACAGAACUGCCAAGUCUCGUUUGAGGAAGUGGAUGAUAUGGGCAUGUUUCUUUUAUCUAAAUACUGCAUGACUCUAGAGUCUGACUGUGGGCUCUCCAGAGUAAGUGACGCUGGUUAUGCAUCAGUCCUACAAUCCUGUCCAAAAUUGAAGAAAUUCGAAGUGCGUAAUGCCCUCCUUUUGUCAAACUUGGCCUUCGUUGAUCUUACUCGGUUCCCAUGUUCUCUAGUUGAGGUGAAAUUGUUGUCAUGCUGUCUUAUAACUUGUGAAACCGUGAAUCAGCUCACCAGUUCUGGGUUUCUAGAAGUGCUUGAUCUGUAUGGCUGUAGGAGCCUCAUCUCCAUUGCACCGCUUCGUAGCUUAACCAUGCUAAAUCUUUCAGGAACCGAUAUAUCUGAUUACGGCUUAUCUGUGCUUGGGAAAGGGACUCCAUCCAUCACACAUUUGUGCCUGAGAAACUGCAAGGGUGUGACUGAUGAAGGAGUUGUAUUAUUAUUUCUUGGAGGAGGCACAAUAGGCAAAACAUUAUCAUCCUUGGAUUUAGGACACAUACCAGGAAUAUCUGAUAAAGCAGUUCUCACAAUUGCUGUGGCUGGUAAGGAGAUUACUGAUUUGUGUCUGAGGUAUUGCUCCUCUUUGACUAGUUUAUCACUAGAAGCUUUGGCGACAAGGAAACAGCAUCGAGAUGAUUGUAAGCUACUUCGAAGGCUUGAUCUUUUCAAUUGCAGGGGUUUAUCUGCUGACUCAUCUAGAUUGCUGAAGAGGUCUUUCUUCGCUGGACUGCACUGGCUUGGUAUUGGGAAUACUCGACUGAAUGGUAAAGGAUGUCCAGUUCUCAGCGAAAUUGGUGAUAGAAAACCAUGGUGGACAUGUCUAGAUGGCUGUGAAAUUGGAUGUCAUGAUGGAUGGCAAUUCCAUAGAGCUUGAUGUCCUCAUGAAAGACCUCUUAUAAAGGGUAAUUUCUGCCUGAAACAUUGUGGUUCGGCCAUCACUGGCGCUUUUCAACAUUUUAGACUAUUCAGAGCUAAUCUACGCUAAUGUAUUAUUUUCUUUUACACAUUGCAACUUUUAGUUGGUUCCUUACUGACCGUAUAUAAGGAA
Molecule: messenger RNA, 1794 nt
Organism: Argentina anserina (silverweed cinquefoil)
Lineage: Eukaryota; Viridiplantae; Streptophyta; Magnoliopsida; Rosales; Rosaceae
Product: F-box protein At-B
Biological process (GO): SCF-dependent proteasomal ubiquitin-dependent protein catabolic process
Cellular component (GO): SCF ubiquitin ligase complex
Source: RefSeq, a predicted model, not a curated record